AUGUCGCUACAACUUCGUAUAAGCAGUUCUCAGGAAAAGCGACCUGCUUUUCGAGGCAACUCGCGUCGCUUGCUUCGAUUAAGCGACGUUCCAGAAUCGCCUGCGACGCUUGGAGCGAGUUGCGAAGCGGUCGAAACGGACGGCCGUGCAUGUCGUGUGGGGCUUCCCUCUGGAGCGAGCGAUCCGUGGUGCGACAAACACCAUGAUGAAUGGAGGGAAUUGAACGAAAAAUGGAGUAAGACACAGAAAGAAGCGGAAAGAAUCGUGGUGCUUAGCCUGGACGUUGCGAAGCAAAAGGUUUUGAAGUUGCGCCAGUCCGUGGACCUUAGGCGACAGAUUCGGGACCGCUUCUACCCUGGUGGUGGGGAUAUCCAAGACUACAUCAAAUGGCUCGCGAAGCUGGAAGGCGACGUCCGACAGCUUGCAGACUCUUUGCUAAGUAAACGCUACGAAUCAAUAAAGUUCGAACGUGGCCUAAUAUCUAGGACAGUGCAAAACUUGCAGCGUGGACCAACCCCAGAAACCCCCGGAGUGCACACUGGCACUCCUCAUCCUGACAGGGUCAGUCUAGGCGAAACGAUUACAAUCCUUCGAUCACCACUGGACCCCAGGAUACCUAUCGACUCUCUUCAAGGCAUGCCGGAUGAUGGCACCAUUCUUGUUCUCAAACACUUCUAUCAGGAUCUUUGCGCGGACAGCGUUCGACGACUGUACAGUAUAGUACCAGACUUGGACGACUCGCGCAAGCAAGCCAGCUCUCCUGAUCAAAAAGAGCAGACCCCACCUGACAACGGCACCGACAUCAUUCGCGCCUGGUUUCGCAUCAUGGUUCUGAACGAUAGUGAAGCUUCCGCUCUCGAACAUGCGACCAGGUCGAAGAGUAUCCACGACUUCUUAACAGGAUGCUCAGCCAGUCAAUUGGAAGAGUACUGCGACUAUUUUGAGAAAGCCUGGCGCCCGAACGCUGUACAGUAUCUUCGUGUAGCAAUUUGCGCUCAGACUCUGGCCGGUGGGGACAUCAAGACUAUACAGCUGCUUGGCGGUACUAUUCCAAGUACGACCGAAGGACUAAGAAUGACCAAGCCGUGCUGGGACAUACUCUACCGUUGGUUCCCUACACUGCUCACACCAUGGUCGCUUGCCAGCAUCUGCUCCAACUUCGAAGACUACACAACCAUCUGCAAGCUGCUGAUGCUGAGGCUAUACAAUGACCACUGGUACGAUCCGGCCAGUAUACUUAGCGAAUGCUCAACCGGCGUCUACAUGGGCUUCAUACCAACUACGAAAGGAGACUUCACUGCCAGUGCAGGUCUCCGACAAGAAGGUCAUCUAUGGGUUCAACGACAGUCGCGCAACUACCUGUGUGGACAAAUGGCAAUUGGUGACCCUCUGACACAGGCGUUUCUUGACGAGCUUCGGAAACGAACCUCGACACUCUACUUGGUCGUCUACGAGGGCACACACGCGGAUGCUACUGUGCACCCAACUGAACCCGAUCUAUUCAUCAGUCGCCAUCGCUCAGCAAUGACUCUUGACGAGCUUGAGAAGGCCGACUACAGCACCACGUUAACGCUAGAAGAGAUCAAAAACCACCUGCGAAUGAGGAAGACGACGAUGUAUGACCCGAUAGUAGUCGACUCCUGGCAGUUCAUAAUCAUUGAUCGCGAGGUUGGACUGCCUUUCCGACUGAUCGAUAUUGUGCAGGACACACUUAUGAUGCUCAUUGGUGAUCCCUCACCCAGACAAAUGGCAAAACGUGUCAUUCGCGAGAUCAUACCUCCUUCUGUUCAGGAAAUCUUCUUGGAAGAGAUCCACAUCGACUGUACGCCCGAACUGCGCUAUCCACCACCAGCCGAAGUACAACAUGAAGGUAACAGGUGGAGAUGCUUUGAUCCAGAUCCUAAAAUUCUUGCUACAAAACAAAAAAGGAUGACACAACAACAAAUGACACGCGAUGACAAUCGUUUCAUCAGACGCGUCAUUGAGGACAUGGAGCGAUAUGGCAUCGUCACCCUCACAACAGAGUAUGAAGAGCCACAGACCCGACCGAUCAUUGUUCAGGCUUCUGAUGGUGCUCCGGAUCUCUACUUUCCCUAUGAGAGUGGUGUCACGGUAUCCGAAAGCGGCCGUUCCUUAUCACUUCCUCUGCCACCACCCAGUUGUCUCCGAGACUUUGCAGAGAAGUACAAGCAAAAGCAUCCAAAUGCCAUCAUGGCAAAAGGCUCAAUACAGACUCAUUACUGUGCAUGGCCAAUGCCUGCCAUUAAGAGCUUAGGGAAAAGCGGUCUCAACUUCGCCACAUGGGAAGGCCAUGUGUACCGCUGGAACGCUAUGCCAUUCGAUCGCCCCUCUUCCGCAAACGCAUGGCAAUAUUACAUCCAACACUUCCUCAACUCCAAAUACCCAUUCGUCAUGUUCUACCUUACCACAUUCGUCAUUUGCGCCACAGACCAAGAAGAUGGCGAGCGCAAAGCUGCGACUAUACUCGAAGAGAUGGAAGAUAGAGGCUGGAGAGUUACAUUAUCGAAGACGCCUGAGUGGAUGAGCGACAUCGAUGAGUUGAGGCUCGAGAAGCUGUUUAAUGGUGUUCCACCUGCCUAA
Messenger RNA from Alternaria arborescens, 2601 nucleotides. RefSeq lists its product as hypothetical. The transcript is spliced from 3 exons. Lineage: Eukaryota; Fungi; Ascomycota; Dothideomycetes; Pleosporales; Pleosporaceae. Bases 1 to 2601 code for a protein of 866 amino acids. The record is from RefSeq and is a predicted model, not a curated record.